AGCGACGCGUUGAACACAAACGCCGACACCGAGACAACAAGAAUCGCGUUUUUCAAAAUAUUGAAAUUGCGAAUUCUAGCCUACAAAAAAUAAACUCAGUGUGACGUACUUAUAGUUGUAAAGGAGUGAGAGUGUGUGGAAAACUGGAAAGUGCGCAAAUGCCGUUGCCGGCCUGCGCCUGAGUUGAUUUUCACUUUCUACGCGACGGGACACACUCAGAGAUGACUCCCAGUCCACGGAUAUAUGCCAUACUGUGGAUGUGCGCCCUUGCCGUCAUGUGCACAGCGGCGGACUCCGACAACACCACUACUACGAAGGCCAUACGUACUACAAUCCUACCUUCACGGACCACCAGAACUGAACUCAAAGUAUCCAGAAGCCUCAAUCCCCAUGAAACUCAAACUCUGAAUGUCAAAACUAGAUCCGGGCACAUGACGCAACUCAUUGUCAAGAAGAAAGACAAAUCUACCACUCAUGUUACAAGUACUACACCGACCCCCACUACGGUGGCCGUAAAAACUACUGUAGCUACCAACAUCACUGACGAGGCUAAAAAUAAAACUGAAACUCGGGAUCAGAGAAAACUAACGUUCCCUGGAUCAACAGUCAACAGCGAUUUAGCUGGAUUUGAUUAUUACCUAAAUCGCAACAAGAACAACGAUGAACCCAGUGACAUUCAGGCUGAAUAUGGAAAUUGGUCACCAGUGUCAGUGUACCCCGAAUCACAUAUUCAAGAAGAUGGUAAAAAAACUGAGACUGAUCCUGAUACUGAAAGUUACUAUCCCACCUACGACAACGAAAAGAGAACGGAAAACAAGAAGGUUUACAUUACCUCGACAAGCUUUAUGGACUACAGUCCCAUCAAGAAUUACAGAUUUGACCCUCACAAUCCUGUGAUAAAGAAUGAUAGGAAUCCUGUGUAUAUUGAAGUAGUAAGCACCAAAGUAUCCGAUGGCGAAGGAAAAUCGUUCAAUACGCGUGUACCCGAUCCUGUUGUUAUUAGUUCUGAGGCCAUGUACGUAAAGAAAGCUCUCGAGAAGUACAAUAAUAAACGCGGAAGAUCAAUAUUAACACUCGGCGAAGAUGGCAUCCCCGAAAUUCAAGGUGUAAGAAUGCCUGAUGAUGAAUCCGACAAAAAGGUAUGGAGAAACGCUAGAGUUGUCAAUGGUGAACUGCUGCCCUAUCCCGGAGGAUAUACACCACCAAAAGCAAUUCCUGAAGCUGAUGUCUACCCAGCUGAUGCUACAUCUACCGAUCCUGCUCAGAAUUUCGGUCCUUUCACCAAAGAAGAUAAUUUCGAACACAAAGACGGACCUUUCACUAAGUUCGACAACCUGAAAUUCGAUACCGGUGACGUUAUCGAACCCUACAUACCACACGACAGCCCUGCAUUUAUGUUCAAACACAAAAAAGAUAACUAUUAUGUCAAGUCCGGGUACGGUCCUUUCACCAAAGCCGAUAAUUCGAAAGUUGCCAAUUCCAAGCUCAUUGAAUAUAUUAAACAAAUUAACGAGCAGGAGGCGAAACGCGAUUACUUCAGCGGGCGAAGUUCCAGAGCUCAUAAUGGGGACAUGGAUUAUUCUGAGAGUCAUAUUCAAAGACGUAUGCUUCAACAUCCUGGAGAAGUUAGCUUUCCUAACUCUCUCAUGUAUACUCCAAAAAGUGCUCAGCCUAGUUUCGACGAAAGCGUAAGGAAUCCUGUUCUUCAAUAUGCUCACCCAGAACUAGGAGUUCAGCCAGCGAAAGCGACAAAUAACGAUUACGAAAACAAAGAUCGAAAGGUGAAAUACUACACGACUAACGUACCGAAAAGUGCCCAUCCAUAUCCCAUGGAACCAAUCAACGGUUACGGCCAGCAACGCUCGCAGAGCACAAGUACCUCCGCGAACAGAUUUUACGAAGACGAAUACAACAAGUUCUCUUAUUACGACCACAGUAACCACGCUCCAAACAACUACGCUCCCAGCAGCCACGCUCCCAGCAACCACGCUACCAGCCCUACAAAAUACCCUUACUAUCGCUACGUAAAAAGAGUACCUGAGCCUUCUUUGUGGUCUCGACUCACUAACUCCAUGAAGGACACUAUCAAUACUGCUAGCCAAACAGUUCAAUCAUUCACAAGACCAAUAAUUGAUCCCAUUGCCAAAGUAACUCAACCUGUUUUGGAACCGAUUGUUGAAGCAACGCAUAAAAUUUCGCAUAACCUUGGAUUGUACCCUGCGUCAUCUAUACAAAGUCAGAGAUAUGCCCAGGAUAAGAUCGGCGUAGUUACAGCUGCAGCAGGCACACCCGCUGUAUUGCCAGCCAUAGGCCUAAUGGCGGGAGGUGCUGCAUUAGGCCUUGGAGCGAUGGCUGUUGGUAGAUUUUUGGAUGUCAACUUGAUGCGCACUGGUAUGUUAGGCGAGGAAGAACAAGAAGAACUGGAUAAGGAACAUAAACGCUCCUUUAUCGACACGCCGUAUGAUAUCGACAGCAAAAUCAUAAGCAAAAAAAAAGUUUACGAUGACAACUAUAAAAUGCCAAGUGAGAAUGUUUAUGUGGUGAUGUCUCCUGAUGGCGAAAGUGCGCGUGCAAAGCGUGAUUUAUUCAGUUUAUAUGAACCAGUUCAUCAAAGCAGUCAUAGGGUUAGGCGGCGUAUAACGAGGGCGCUUACUGAAUACAUUCCUGACGAUCUACAGCACCUUGAUGGAAACCCAAUGUCAUCGUCACUGACCACAGCGGCAAUGGAUAUGGUAAAGCAGACUGACUGGCGAGACACGCAGUGCGCCAAGUUCACAUUCUGCAAAGUAUUGACAUCACAGCACCCAGAUUCCAUAUUUGCGAUGGAAAAGAAAAUGGAGUCGUUACUUAAACUACUUUCCCGCGGCAGCGACGGCGCAAUGGCAGCGACAGUGGCACACCAGCUUGGCGACGUGAUGGCUGCGAGCCGCGACCACGAUUGCUCACGAUUCCAAUGCACAACACUGCACUGAUACACCACUUCACGGUGACUAGUGGAUAUCAUACGAUUACAUGUCUAAAGGAGGAUCACCUGAUAGUGACUUAUGAUGAAGAUUAUUUUACUAUUAAGGGCAUAUUCGCUAGUGAAUAUUCGAACAGUAAAGAAUAUUAGAGCAGUAGAAGCAUACACAUAGAGAUUACAUUAGUCUCUGAGUAGAUAUAAUUUUACUGCUUUUUGACGGUGCUAAUUCUUAAGUGUGUAUUCACCAAAGCGCCCUAAAUUCUGCACGUUAACAAAAUUAUAUCAAAUACGAGUCACACUUAACACCAAGUAUAGUUGUAACUCAAAAGUUGAUAGAAUUGAGAAGACAUGAUUCGAAAGUUAAAAAAAAACACUGAAUGGAUCUUAUUGCGAAUAAUGUGAUUAUUUUUAUUUAUACAAAAUACUUAGUUAUCCAUUUAUAAAUGAGGAUAUAAAUUUAUAUUUAUUCAGUAAUUUUUUGAACUUUCAAAUCGUGUUUUAUCAAUUACAUAAUUUUUAGUUACGACAUUUAUUAGGUUUUAUGUGCAGAGUAUUCUAC
Hyposmocoma kahamanoa is the source of this 3521-nucleotide messenger RNA. RefSeq lists its product as uncharacterized. The transcript is spliced from 3 exons. The coding region runs from base 222 to 2972 and encodes 916 amino acids. Lineage: Eukaryota; Metazoa; Arthropoda; Insecta; Lepidoptera; Cosmopterigidae. The record is from RefSeq and is a predicted model, not a curated record.